AUGCCGUCUUCGAAACCAAUUCAAGCAUCUUGGCAAACGCUCGCUGAAGGGCGUAAAGAUGCUUCCACGCAAGCGAUGCACGCUUUCGCCCGUGCGCAAGGCCUCGACCUCUACGCCCUGCAUGAUCGACUCGCCUCGAACCCGGGACGAAAUGUGACCCACUUGUCGUUGGAGGGGAUCUUGUCGAACAAGGACUUGCAGAUCACGGAGACAGUCAAUCUCGAUGAACUCUUGAGGAAGCUGAGGGAAGGCGAGUGGUCCUCGGAGGAGGUGACGGUGAGUGCUGCAUGAUGUAGCCGAGGUUAUGACGAUCCUCGAGCUCGGCGCGAUCGCGAGCCGGCGAGCCUACCCACCGGGUUACUGAGCGUUGCACUCAUGUGACGACUCAUGUAUCGUACUCGGCAUGUGAAACUUGCUCAAAGAGUAGCUGAUCGCGGGGCUACCACCCUUGUAUCAUUGCAGGCCGCCUUCUGUCGCCGCGCGGUAGUGGCGCAUGAACUUGUAAGUGGCACGUGACCUCGACGGUGAACUUCUUUUUGGCUUCGAAGCGCCGAGAUGACGAGAAGAGCCCUCAUCCACUUGACGAAUUGAUCCCCAUUUGAAUUUGACUGAAACUUUGAUGGGGAUUUCAAAUUAUCUUGUACGAACAGACGAAUUGCUUGACGGAAACCUUCUUUGAUCGAGCACUCGCUCGAGCUCGAGAAUUGGACCAGAUCCUCAAGAAGACCGGCAAGCCGGUAGGCCCCUUGCAUGGAUUGUGCAUCAGCCUCAAAGAUCAGAUCGACGUCGAAGGUGUAGAGCUGAACAUGGGAUACGUUGGAGCUAUCGGCAAUAUCAGCAAACAGAAUGCGGUUCUUGUCGAUAUGUGAGCAAUCGUCUUGAAGUUGUGUGCAGUCGGAAAUGUCUCUUGCCCCUUUGUCCAUGGUGACUGAUCGCCCAGAGUUACCCGUCAUCAGUCUUCUAAAAGCGGGAGCAGUCCUGUACUGCAAAACAAAUAUACCGCAAACCUUGAUGGCUGGAGAAACGGUCAACAAUGUGUAUGGUCGGACUGUCAAUCCCCACAACGGCGAUCUCACGUGUGGCGGCAGUUCGGGUGGUGAAGGUGAGUGCGAUGAGCCUUUGUAUCCUUGGUUCGGACAGCACUCACACCAUGUCCAAAAAAUAUCAGGCGCUCUUAUCGCUAUGCGUGGGUCCCCCCUUGGGGUUGGAACGGACAUUGGUGGCUCCAUCCGGUAAGCGCGCUGAGGGCCAUCAAAGACAUGCCUCGCUCGCUGACUCAUUUAAUCUCCGCAUCCGCGCAGCAUACCCGCGGGCUUCAACGGCAUCUAUGGGUUCAAGCCGUCAUACAACCGUAUCCCGUACCAAGGCGCAACCAACUCGAUGGUUGGUUUCGAAGCGAUCCCUUCCGUCGCCGGCCCCAUGUCGAGCUCGAUCGCCGGCCUCAAACUUUUCGUCAAGGCCGUGGUGGAAGCCGAGCCUUGGCGCGUGGACCCUUACGUCACUUAUCGACCCUGGCAAGAUGAAUUGUACCAACUGAAGGAUUAUGCAGGCGGGAACAAACUAUGCUUUGGGCUUUGGAGGGACGACGGGCAUUGUCGCCCCGCAGCACCUUAUGCUCGAGCGCUCGACAAGACCAAGAAAGCCCUCGAAGCCGGGGGCCAUACCGUCAUCGAUUGGUCCUUCGACGACGCUCUCGAAGGUCUCAAGAUCCUCGUCGAUUUAUAUGCCGCUGAUGGCGAGAAGGGCUUUGACAUCGCCUGUGCCGAGUCGGGCGAACCGAGGAUCUUUGGAAGGAUGAAUCGCGGCGAUGGGAAGGAGUUGACCGCUUCCCAGUAUUGGGAGUUGUGUGCGCGCCGGAAGGUGUAUGUCAAGUCACAAUUGGAUGCGUGGGAGGCUACGAGUAGUAUCACGGGUACUGGAAGACCUUUGGACGCAAUCAUAGGUCCUGUCUCGUGCCACGCCCCAGAAGUACACGGUGUCGCCGCGUGAGUGCAAGCUUGGCGUUUACGGUUUAUCUUGAAGCUUUGCUGACUCGCCCCGCUCUUUGGCUAUAGAUGGGGCUGGUAUACGGGUCUGGCAAAUCUGCACGACUACCCGGUUGGUUUGUUCCCCGUCAUCCAAGUCGACCCGAAAUUGGAUCCGUCUGCUCCUGCUCCCGCGAGCUAUCGAUCAGCUACCGAGAAACGGAUCCAAGAGACGUGUGAGUGUUUGAGGAGUGUGGAGGACUUUCUUCCCACCGUCAUCAAGCUGAGGAUUGUCUCCACCUUUCUCUCGUGCAGAUGAUCCUGUUUUGUAUGAGGAUGCACCCAUUGGCCUUCAGUGCAUGGGACGCAAAGGGCAAGAUGAGGCUAUCCUUCGGAUGACUGAGAUCAUCGAUGCAGCGCUGAGGAAGGCUGGAAAGGCGAACUUGUAG
Messenger RNA from Microbotryum saponariae, 2413 nucleotides. The record is from the annotation of a GenBank genome assembly. NCBI's taxonomy places the organism in Eukaryota, Fungi, Basidiomycota, Microbotryomycetes, Microbotryales, Microbotryaceae.